ACCAGAGACCCCUCGUCUUAUGCAUAUAGAGUUUGGGAAUGACUCCACAGGAGCCAUGUUGCAUUGGAAAAGCACUGAAUCCUCAGAUCAUCUCAGAUCCUAUGUCAGGCUCCGCACAGAAAAUGGCUUCUGGAGAGCGGUAGAGGGAACAGAGCUCAGCGAGGGUCUGAUACAAAUGGUCGGCCUGAGGCCUCUGACUGAAUAUGAGUUCCAGAUGAGAACAUGUGAUUUUCGACCUGUUUUGAGAAAGUUGACUCCUGCAGGAAACGGCAGCGCUGUGUUUGUCUCCUGGUCGUCGCCAGGGAACAAACAUUGGUCAGCAUCUGGAGGAAAACUGCUGCAUUAUGUGUUAGAAUGGACACGUGUACCUGCACCUGUAUCUGUAUCUGUACUGUGGCAAAAACUGGCCAAAGAUCAAAACAACACAUCCAUCACAGGUCUGACUGCAGGUGUGAGGUACAGUAUCUCUCUGUACGCUGUGACCACCAGAGGUGUUAGUGCUCCAUCUUCCGGUCUGGUCUACUCCAAAGAACAGAGUAAGUUUCAUAGAUGCCACAUGUCCCCAAAACAGUUUAUUCCUACAAUUUUAAGCUUAAAGAUGAAAAUGUUUCAACAUCUGAGUUCAUCAUGUGAUAGAUUUUGUAAAUUUCUCAUAUAUAUGCUCAAUAGUAAUCAUCUUGUCUUACUAUGUGUUUCAGAGCCAGGAUCCAGUCCCAAAAUGUCAAUACUGGUCCACAAAGCCAGGCGGAUCUGGAUCCAGUGGGACGAGCUGCCUGUAGACCAGCAGAGAGGCUUCAUCACACACUACACCAUCUAUCUCCAGAUACUGGACUCCAACAACACAGAAGUCAGCGUGACGGUGGCUGGCUCCGGCCCCAGACAGAAGUGGCUGGACUGUCCUGAAGGUGCUCUGGCUCUGCAGCUGACCGCAUCCACCUCAGCAGGAGAAGGACCGCGGGGGAGCUGGAUCUCCUCUCGGCCUGCGACCCCUGUAGUUCAGUCUGUUGGCCUGGUGAUUGUGAUUGUCUUCAUCACGUUCUUCAUAGCGAUCAUAGCCAACCUAAUGUGCUGGAGUUGUGUGAGGGAAAGGAUCAAACAGAAAUGUAUAUCCUGGGGACCUGCCUGGUUUGAUGAAAACUUACCAAAACCAGGAAACAGUCUUGCCAUCAGACUACUGGAGCAGUGUGGAAGUGAACCGUCAUUCCCGUCCACCUGCAGUGACCCUCCGCUGUCCCCCAUCAGUUUUCUCUCCCAGGACGAGAGGGACGACGAGAUGAUGUAUCCCAACAUCCACGUCGAAAUUUCCCAGGUUGGAUCUGGACUACCCACAUGGGAUGCACCAUUAUCAGUGUCAGAUACUGGGACAACCCUUGUUGACAGCCGGCUGGAACAUGUCAGCUAUAAACCCCAGAUUGCUGUGGUGGCUUCACAAGGAGAGGAGGUGAAGCAGACAGACGAAGAGCAGAGGGACGUACCAACAAGUGGAGAAGAAGAAAGAUGUUCAAGUGCAUUUGGAGGAUUACUGAGUGGCUUACUAUCCAGUGUGGAGUUAGAAUUCUCUGAUUCACCUCUGGGGCUGACUCUCUGCUCUGUUGGCAGUGUUUUGCAGCCUACAACUCCUGAAACAACGAGUGUCUUGGAUGGUGGCUUCUCAAUGGGACAGAGGUUGGCAGAGAACAAUGUGGAAGCAGCCUCUGCCUCUCUGGAUUUACAACCGGGUGAAACAAUGACUCCUGACACAGCAGACACAUGUUUAUCUCUGUAUACUCUUGAGACAACACUUACAGGUGGUUAUUUCCCUCAGGUAGCUGCUGUUAGCAGCACUACAACCUGUGAAGCACAGAGGUAGCAGGGACAAUGGGAAUGACACAAACAGGACAAUCUGCGCUACUUAACUGAUUUUCAAGAAAGCAUUAUUUAAGCACUAUUUCCCUUCUAGUGAUGACCUUGUUUAGUCAGAUAUGAUAUGUGACUAUAAUCAGCUCUGUUAAAGGCCAAGAUAAUAAAUUAAUAUGAAAUGUGUAUAGUGAGUUUGAUUUAAUGCCAUUCUGGUAAGUGUGUAGCAAUACUAUUUAUUAUUUAUUUAACAUAUGUAACGCUAUGUUAAAUAAAUAAUUUAUUGAUCCGUUAAAGAUCAGCAGUAAGUAACGAGGACAAGAUUUGGGUUGUCAUUGUGGAAAAUCCUUUUGGCUGGCUUAUAUCUACCUACAGCAGAAUAUCCUCAGUCUUUUCGUAUGUCUCUGUCUGGACAGCAGUGUCUGUCAGUCUGUCCCUCAACUUUAGCUAUGCUCUGUGUUUAAAUAGCAAAUGUUAGCAUGUUAACACAUUAAACUAAGAUGGUAAGCAUGGUUAAUAUUAUAAUUCCUAAACAUCAACAUGUGAACAUUGUCAUUCUGAGCAUGUUAGCAUAUUGUCUGUAGCAUUUAGCUCCAAGCAACAUCACACAGCUGCUAGCAUGGUUCUUAGCCUAUAAAGUUUGUUCUUGUUUUGUUUCCUGUUUUAUUUUGUUGAAUCCUUCCUCAUUUGUACCUCUGACUGUGUGUGUGUUUGCUCAUCCUCUGUAUUUGAUUAUGUUUUCCUGUGUUUCCUGUUUUACUUUGUGUUGAUUGUAGCUCCACCCUUAUUGUUUCCAAUAAUAAUGCAUA
This is a messenger RNA of Micropterus dolomieu (smallmouth bass), 2645 nucleotides long. It is a transcript of the gene il23r, whose product is annotated as interleukin 23 receptor. NCBI's taxonomy places the organism in Eukaryota, Metazoa, Chordata, Actinopteri, Centrarchiformes, Centrarchidae. Gene Ontology annotation, molecular function: cytokine binding; cytokine receptor activity. Gene Ontology annotation, cellular component: CRLF-CLCF1 complex; signaling receptor complex; external side of plasma membrane. Gene Ontology annotation, biological process: positive regulation of tyrosine phosphorylation of STAT protein; cytokine-mediated signaling pathway. The transcript has 8 exons. The record is from RefSeq and is a predicted model, not a curated record. The coding region runs from base 20 to 1849 and encodes 609 amino acids.